Molecule: messenger RNA, 16562 nt
Organism: Porites evermanni
Lineage: Eukaryota; Metazoa; Cnidaria; Anthozoa; Scleractinia; Poritidae
Source: the annotation of a GenBank genome assembly
AUGAGUUCAAUGAUGUCUUCAGUGUGUUCCAAGUUCAAAAAGAUUAAGGACAAGGGAAAGAAAGGUGAGGAAAAAUAGAUUAAGAUAAUGAUUCUGGAAUCAAUGAAGCUAAGUGCCCAUUGUUGUUUUCAAAUGGAUCAUGUAUGAAAAAGUACAAUUUUUGUAAUUUUCUCAGUCGGUUGAUCGAGAUCUAAAAGUUAUGCAAAAAGAAUAUAUGUUGUCAGAUGAACAAUAUGUGAAUUUUGAGGGCAGGAACAGGUAGAGAUAUUUCUGAAUGCUAGAAGUUCGUCAUUAAAUAAUCGAGUAAAUAAUCCACCUACGGGAUGAUUCAGGGAGAUUAGCUUUCCAAUAUAAUAAAAAACUAUCACAUUUAUAACGAAGCCAUUUUAGGGAAUAAAUGACUAACCUUUUUGCAAACAUAAUGUCUAAGUAUCGAGCACGAUUUUUGAUCCUUUAUAUUUACGCCAUGAUUCCGUCUAGUCAAGAGUCGUUUUCCCUUUUUUCGUUUACAGAGAGUAAAAAAGUGAAAUUCAAAAAGAGAGAUUCGAAGAACCUGGAAAAAGGUGCGAUAACUGUAAUUAUUGAACAAAACCAGAAUAAAAAACCAAAACAGAGGCGAGGGAGGUUACGAUUCAAAGGCAGAAAAUACAAGAAAACAGAUGGCUUCUAUUUCAGUUACAACGAUGGAAGUGAGUCAUCGCUUCAAGAAACCAAUGGAUUCAUGAAAUCAUCAGCGGCAGAAUUAGCUUUGUCCCUUGAGAAGAUUAAGUUGGAUUUACAGAAAAAGAAUGUAAAGUUCAAGUUACAGGACGUUGGUCAGGCAAAAUACGACCGAAAGGGGCAAGAAAUUUACUCGACAAGAAGCUCUACUGUCGUGCAGGCAGAGUUCAAGGAAGAGGGAGGCGUCAAUAAAAAGUUUGCAGAAGAAACAGAUGCAAACGAUCAUUGGUCAGAAGAGCGUAAAAGCAAGAACGAAGAGCGUAUAUACACGCAUGAGGAGCUAGAGAACAGCCCAGCUAAGGAGUGGUCUUUUGACGUAAGCGAGACUCAAUCGCUGGAGGCAGAAUCACAUGGGGACAUGAUAGAAGAAAACAAGAACACAGAUGUCGAGGGUUCUUUUGAAAGGCCAAAGAAAAAUAUAACACCUAGGCUUGACGAAAAUUUCUCAUUCAGCCGAGAAGAAGAUAGUCUGUUUUUAUCAUCCAAAGAAUCUGAGUGUAUCUUGAAAGAACAAGAGGUAGUUCGCGAAGAAGAGAGGGAGGAUGCUGCAAAAUCAACAGAAAGUUNAACACAGAUGUCGAGGGUUCUUUUGAAAGGCCAAAGAAAAAUAUAACACCUAGGCUUGACGAAAAUUUCUCAUUCAGCCGAGAAGAAGAUAGUCUGUUUUUAUCAUCCAAAGAAUCUGAGUGUAUCUUGAAAGAACAAGAGGUAGUUCGCGAAGAAGAGAGGGAGGAUGCUGCAAAAUCAACAGAAAGUUUCACGGGUACUGAAGAUAUCACCGGAGAGAAGGAAGAAACAGGCAUUGACACACUUAACGACGAAGAUGUGGAAGAACCUUUAAGGUCGGCAAACAAGGAAAGAUAUAAUCUGCAGCGAAACUGUUCUCCAUGCAGAAAAACGCAAAGCGACCUUCCCUUGAAUCAAAAACUUAAGUCAGUAGAGGACCCCGCGCGGCAGCCAGGGGAACAGCCAAUGGACAGGCAAAAAGAGCUGCAAGAAGAUGAUGCUGUGAAUGGUGAAAAAUUGGUGGAACAAGAAGUCGGUGACAAAACAGAAAGUGUCAUAACGAUAACUGAAAAAGAUACCUUUGAAAAGACUGGUCAAGCUGCUAUGUUAGAAUCCCUGCACAACUUCAAAGUAGCGUUGGAAGAUUUCAAAGUAAAUCAGUGGCGCAGGAAAACUUUUUCUGAUAAGUUUGAGAAGCCCACCAGUUGGCAAGCAGACGUCGACGAGCCUUGCAAGGGAGGGAAGGUUCCGAUGCAAGAUGAUUCACGAGGAAAACAAGUACAAAAGAAAGCUCCAGAGGGUCAUGAAGAGAGAGCUGCGCAUCUGAGCAAAAUGCAGGAUCAUAAUCACAACGAUGACUCUUCAAUUGGAGGUCAAUCGGUGCUUCAAGCAACCGGUGAGAAUGAAGUGCCCAGCCUUGACAAGUCCAAGCGCGAAGAUUCUAACCUUGAAGAGUCUGUUAAAUCCAGCCCUGAAUAUGGAGAAAGGCUAAAACAGAAAGAGGCAUCGUUAAUGAGUUCCAUGAUCAGACGGUUUUGUUGUUGUCUUAAAUAUUAGAUAGCAGGGUCAUGUUAUGUUUCUGCAACAAAAAUCCACUGGUAUAGAUAUUUCGCUGUUUAAUCUAGAAUACGCAUCCCUAAUCGAGACCGCAGAAUAUAAUGUAACACGUUACAGAGGCGAAAGUAAAAGUUUUCAGUUUCACAAGCAUCUUUAAACUUGCAAACAUGAGGGGCUUUCAGAUUGUUCUGAUCAGUAGGUAUAAAGUUAUCAGCUUUCUUUCUCUUUUUUUUAAAUACGAGGCACUGGCUUUUUUGCUAAUAUUCUAUGCCAUUUAAAACUAUGUUGGUUGGCUGGUUGUAAAAACGAAAUAUAAAUCCCAACUGAAAGACGUCUUAGAAAGAAUAUUCAGUUUCGGGCUUUCCUCCAGGGACGUUGAUGUUUCACCAAUUAUAGAUACAAUGAAAACCGAGUAUGCAUAUUAACUUUUAUGGAGCUGAAAAUUGUUUUUCUUAUGAGUGUAGAAGUGUUUUGUGUUCUGUAGUUUUCAUGAUUUUGCAUUGAACUCUCGAAGUCAAGAGUCAUUUUCGAAGUUUAGAUAACGCCUCGUAUGUAUUUUAGUAGUUUUCAAGUUUAAACGUCUACGUAACGGAUAUUUUGAAGCUUUAUCGUAGUUUGUUGCGGUAGACAUACUUGGGUGUACUUUCUAAACCUUUUUUUUAAUUUUGAGACCUCAAUGUAAGCUUACGGGCUUCCAAAAAGCCUUCUCUUUCUCACGAUAAUGGGUUCAUGCUUGUAGAGAAGUUGGGUGUUUUAGUUAGUGGAGAGCUCGUAUUAAGCACGUAUCCGUUAUUGUCCAAAGAGACUAAACGGCUUAGCUGUUACUAGACCGUCUAGUUCGGAGAGUUAACCUGAUUUUAAUCAAGGCAAAAACAUGUAGAUAGAGACUUGGACCCUGUUUGCUCAGUGCACAGAACUCUACUCAAGAUUUUAAGUCUCAAUAUGGCGGAGACUUUGCUGUUAUUUUUUAGGAUGAAUCAGUAACUAGUCACUUUUAUAAACGGCAAAAUAGGGAAUAUUCGCACUUUAAUAGCGCUUAAGAAUAGGACUGGCUGUAACAUAUCGUUUAGUUAUAUUUCAGUUUACAGAUUAAAGCUGGGUUGGAUCAAUAUUCAGUAUGUUACUGUCUCCGUGUCUGAAAUUUUUUUCCUAUAGCAGACUCUUCCACAGAUUUUUUCAAGUUUUGAUAAAGUCCAGUUAACGAAUAUUCAUUGUCACUGCUUGAAAUUAGAGAACGUCUUCAAAUUAGGAAAUUCUUGACACCCGUUUUGAAGGUGAUAUGUUAAAAGCGUAAGAAGAUAUUGCUCCACAAUGAUGUUUGUAUGGUGGGGGCACGAACUUGUCGCCUCCAUACAAACGUUGUAAAAUUCGGUGACGUUGCGUUAGUUUUGAACAAAUCACAUUGAAACUUGGCAUCUUUACUAAUGUUUAGACGUUCUUUUCAGCUGUAUUGACGGAUUUUCGCUAACUGAUGCCAGUCAAAUUUGAAAAAACAGUGGAAGGGUCUUUUGAUCACCGCCUUUCCAAUAGUAACGUCAAAAACUAGUGGGGUGGGGGGUGAAAUCAUUCUUUUACUGAACCUUAACCGAUACUGCAUCCCUCGGGUGGUGGAAGACCAGUUCGGCCGGAAAAACUAUCGCGCAUUUAGUUAAGUAUCGACCAGUCUAGGCGGUUUACGACCUUAAAGUGAAUAGCGACUAUAUGAUGCUAGAUUAUUCUUAAUGCGCGCUGGGCAGAAGCUCGAAAGACCUCUAUUGUGGAAACUACAUCAAAGUCAAACUUAGGAUUAACCUCUGAGCUACAAAGUGCGUCAGCUGCUAACAAAUAUCACAGUGUAUUAACAAUGGACCAAAUGACCUCCUGGAAAAUUAAGAUGGGUUGGGGGAGGGGUUGAGGCGUGAUUCCCAAAACCUUUACCCUAUUUAAAUAAAGUAUACGAAUUUUUGUUUCCCAAAAUAUAUGCACACAAAAAUAAACUGAAUAAAAAGAAGAACUAAUCCCAGACCCUGGUUAUACAAAGCACAUAACAUGAAAUAAUCAGUCGGAAGAUGAAAAGAACAAUUCGAUGAAUAAUUUGCAAAAUGAUCUUCAGGCAUGAUUUUGCAGCCGACAGCCGGUCAACUCUAAGCCUUGUUAGGGCUGUUUACUGAGCUAAUUUUCUUGUAACACAUACAUUAUCUGAUUUAGCUGAAGAAGAACUGUGGGCAGAUAAGGGAAGAGAAACGAAAUAGAAAGAACAAGAUUACUGAAAAUAGAGGUUGUUACGGUUCCCUGUUCUAUUGACAGUUUAGAUAAGAGAACAAACUCAGUCGAACUGCCCUAAAAAGGCUAUAAGGUUUACCAGCUUUACACAAUACAUUCUCUCUGACGCCUUUAAUUUGAUUUUGCAAUGCUAACGUACUUUUCAACGCCAACAUUUUUAUUAGAGCUCGGUUAAAAAUAAACGAAAUAAAAGCCAUUUUGCAAUUUUUUCUUUUCAUCCUCCGACAGAUCAUUUUUACGUCUUUAAUUAUGUCUUAUUUUCAUUAAUCUCUGAAAGUUUGCCCUCAACGCAGCCCACUGAGCGACUUUAUAUCUAACCUUCGUGCAAGCGUUUUUUUUUUAUUAUUUCCUUCCGGGUACAAUAAGGGUAGAACUGUCAGCUGUUAAUUAUAUUUUGUGUCCUGACCGUUUCUACUCUUUCAAGACUAGUCUAUCAAAUACUUUGGCGAGAGCAUUCUAGUGAAAGCUUGUUAGUAGGUUUGUUCGCCUCAGUUCAUUUUAGAUGCGAAGAGUAUCUUUUGCAUUUUGGGAAUUUUCUGUGGAUUUUUUCCACUUAGUGAAGCAAAACAAUUAUAAUGUUGUACAGCUUUCACAUCCAGAAUAUGCCCACCAUAACACGUUAGAUAACUCAAAUAAUUGAUAGAAUUAAUACCCACUUUUAACCGCCAAAGCAAAUUAGUUACAGCAAAGGCGUGAUUCGAUAUUAGUUUGACAAAAAAAGUUACCUAAGCUAAGUGCCAGCCUUCAGACCUGUCAAGUUAUCCAAAGUAGAUGAGCAACGACCUCAGUGCAGGCUCUCACCGGAGUCUUGCAAGUUUCGAUAGAACUACAAAAAUUGGGGGGGAAAGGAUAAAUUGAUAAUUUUAUAUUAGACAAAGUGCUAACUGGUGUUAUAAAAAGGGAUCAUACAAGACAUGAAAAUGUUGUACGUGUAAAAUUAAAUUAAUUUCAGUCUCAUAAUUAAGAACUACAAAGUUGCGAAAAUACAAACAUCUUAGGCUUUUUAAAUAAUCGGGUGAAUUAUUCCUCACGUAUGAAAGUGGAGGGUCCCAGGAGACUAGCUUUUCAAAAAACUAACCAAUUAGUUAUUUACAACCAAGCUAUUCUCGAGGACAAAUUACGUAAAGUGCAUCAACCAUGAUUUUAUUUAUGCUACAUGAUAACAACAACAAUUUAUGGUACCAGGCAUAACAAAAAGUUAAAGUGAAUUUACAAAAGAAUAAAGGUAAGUUCAAGUUCAAUUGUAAUCAAUUAAUUACAUUAAUUAAUUUACUUAUUUAUUAGUCGGGCAGCUAGUGGCAGCUGCGACUUUCAAUCAAUCAAUUAGUUUUUCAUUUGUAUAUUAAAGAAAACCGACUCACUGAAGUAACUAAAAAGUUGAAGGUGGAAGAGAUCCAAAAUAUACACUAAAUAUCUGGCUUAAUUAAGCGGUCUUUCUUUAUAUCAUACCACUGAGGCCAAAAUAGUAAAGAAAGAAACUGUGGCUAACCAAAUCCAGCCAGCAAAUUCAAAAAUUACGACCCAAGCUUAAAGAGCCUAAGAAAUCUAGUUCAUAUGACGAAGAGCUGGGAGGAUUGUUCGCAUGUCCUCCAAAGCCAACAGCCAAAUGUUUAACAUGAAUAAAAACUCCGGACGUAAAUUCAGCCUUUAUAUUUAACUCUGAUAGUUAAGAUGCUGAUUUAGAGAAGGUCAUUAGAGGGUUUGUUCAGUACCUCUCUACACAGUCCAUCUGAAGCCUGCUUGUUAUGUUGACAGGUAGUCUUAAGCUUAGCCAAAUUAAAAACACGUGCCAAUAAGCUCAAGGUGAAUUUAAACCAAUUCCGCGCGAAGUAAUGUAAAAAAUCAGUGACGCCAGAGCAAGGUGAAGGUAGGAAAUUUUACGUGUUGCUUUUGUGACAUCAUAGCUUAGUUUAUGACCCUUUUCCUCAUGAACAAUACGUACUCAAAUCAACCUUCAUAUUUAACUGUGGAUUUCACAAUGCCAUCGGUAGUACAUCUUUGUACUGUCCACUGAGAAGGACUUUCACGCACUUGAUUCUAGUCGUGUAGAUUUAAGUCUUAGGUUACUUUGGGGCUUGCCAGCCUAUCAGCUAAAUAAGCUGCAAAGGAUGCAAAAUGUUACAGCUAGGACAAUAAAGCUAUCCAUAGCUUAGCUCCUUUGUGUAUUCAUUCAUUCAGGAGCGUUUUUAUUUCCAAGAAGCCGUCAAAUACACUUAAGCCCCCGAUUGUGAUAGGCUGUUACUAAACCUACUGUACCCAUUACAAGAGAUUUUUCCUUUUCAGUUAAGCUGUUCCUCAACUAUAAAACACGUUUCCUUUUUGAUAAGAGGUAGCCCCUCUUGUAACAAUAGACAGAAAGCAUUACUGAGGACAUUCUUAUUCUAGAAAGUUUACUAAUUUAAUUUUUAUAGCAGCAAACGUCUUUAUUAGGGAAGACACCCAUAAUAGGUAAAAAAUUUGUUUUAUCUGCGCGCAAGCACGUAUGUACUUAAGGAGGACCUGAUACUUUCUCGCUACAAAAAGUUCCUAUGCACAUACAUUUUCCCUGAUAUAAGUAAAUAUUUUCAGUGAGGCGAACGAUUAAGCCACGUAACAACGUUUCAACGUUCAGAUAUACCACAAUAAAAAAGCGCCUUGUUCCUUCGCAGUAGGGUUAGAAUAAAACUAUCGUCUAUUUUCACUUCUUUUAGUAAAAUUUGAUCCAAAGUUUUCAGAUAGUUCGCCUAUUUCUUACUCUUGAAAAGAGUGAAACGUUCCGCCAUUUUGAAGUCACAACCAAAACAACUCAACCUCGUAACCGGGUCUACUAGGUUAAGGGUUUAAUAAUCUACAACUUUGCUGCACUUUUGACGUCAUCAGUUCAAUACGACAAAAUUCUUCCAUAUUUGGUAGACAAUAACUGGUUACGAUGAAUCAUGCGUGUGAUUUUAGCCAAUCAGAAACGGAGAAAUAUUUUGAAUGAAUAAUAUAAGAUUUAUAAGCUGUUCAAUAUCUUCCACGUUCUCAGAAAAGUUAUGUAGUCAAGUAACAUUAUUGGCCAUCAAAUAGCAUGUAAUCUUUAUAUAUUUCCGUUGAGUGCUAGUGGUCAGUUCUUAAAUAGUCCACCGAGGUUCAGGAAGAUUGUUAGGGAAUAGGUAACUCUCUGCCCGGAAACGUAACAUGUACAACUUGACAAUCAACAGGUACAGGAGCAAGAAGAGCUGCAAGAAGAUUAUGCUGUAAACGAUGGCAGUUCGUUAGAAGAACAAGUAGUCAGUGAAAAAGCAGAAAGUAGUGAAACAAUUACAGAAGAAGAUGCGUCUGUUAGAGUAAAUAACCGAGAGAUAACUAAUUUUGAUGAGCUGGGAACAUCCACCUGUAAGAACAAAGACAUGGAAGAGCCAAUUAUAUCAAAGUACAAGGAAGGCGAAAUUGUGAAGCAGGGUGAUUCUCAAGAGGAAAAAGUCCAAGAGAGAGCUCCAGUGAGUCAUGAAGAGAAAGUUGUGCAACCCAACAAAAUGUUGUAUCAUGGUCGACAUGAUAGGAAUGAUGACCCUAAAAACAAAGAACAGACGGUGCUGAAAGAAACUGGAGAAAGUGAAAGGUCCAAGCCUGAAGCUUCUAUAACUGAAGAGCCUCUGAAAUACAGCCCUGACAGUAAAGCAGGUUUACUCGAGUACCCUGAAAGGCACCAAGGGACAGCGCAGGAGAAUGAUCAAGGCAGACAAGACAAAGAGGAAACUCCAUUGGGUGCUAAAGAAAAAGUUGUGUAUCUCGAAAAAAUGCAGCAUCGCCAACGACAAGACCAGCACGACGACUCUUUGAACAAAAAUCGAUUAUUGCUGCAAGAAUCUGAAGGAAAAGAAGAACUUAACCGUGAAGGGUAUGAGUUUGAAGGGAGUAAGCUUGACAAGGGUCUGGAAUGCAGUUCUGACUACAAGGAAAAGUCCAUCGAGCACCCUGUGAGGCAAAAAGGUGAGAAGCAAAUAGAAGAGCAGCAAGAUGACGCUGUGAACGCUAAAUAUUUGGUGGAACAAGCAGUUAUUGAGAAAACAAAAAGCAGCCAAACGAUAACUGAAUUAGGUGCCGCUGUUAGCGUAAAUAACCCAGGGAUAACUAGUUCCGAUGAGUUAGGAAAAUUUACCGGUAACCAAACAGACAAGAGGGAGUCAAUUCUUCCCAAAUACAAACAAGGAGAUGAUUCUCAUGGGAAACAAAUGCAAGAGAAGGCUUCAGAGAGUCGUGAAGAGAAAGUUGUGUAUCCCAACAAAAUAAAGUAUCAUGGAAACGUCGAAAAGUCAGCGCUGAAAGAUGCUGGUGAAAAUAAACACGCCAAAUCGAGAGUGGCUAACAUCGAAGAGUCUCUGAAAUCCAGCCCUGAUUACGAAGACGAUUACAGAGAAGAUUAUCAAGUCAAGCGAAUUCAAGAGACAGCUGUCGUGGAUAAAAAGGAGCAAGUUGUGCAUCCUCACGAAAUACAGAAUCACGAUCGCCAAAAUGACAGUACCAACGAAAAUCCUUCAGCUCUGCAAGAAACUGGUGAAAAGGAAGAACGCAAGGGUGAUGGGUCUGAGCGUAAGGAACAUUUUACAUGCAGAAAUGACUUCCAAGAAAGUUCACUCGAACAGCCUGAAAAGGAACAGGUACGGGAUCGAAAAAAGCUACGGGAAGGUAACACUGUCAACGGCGAGAUUGUGCUGGAGCAAGCAGUCAGUGAAACAACAGAAAGCUUGGAAACAAUAAUGGAAAAAGAUACCUCUGUGAGCCUAAACAACCAAGGGGAAACUAUUUCCGAUAAUGAUGAUGAUUCUAAAGAAGAAGUACGAGAGAAAGCUAUCGUGGGCCAGGAAGAGAAAGUUGUUGAAGAAAUACAGGAUAAAGAUCGACAAGAUCAGUGCGAUGUCCUUACAAAGAAAGAUCUGUCGCCGUUGCUAGACACUGAUGAAAAUAAAGAGCACAAGCUCAAAGCGUCUAAGAUUGAAGCCCCUCUGAAAUCCAGCCCUGACCAAGAAGAAACCUUACUCGCGUGUACUGAAAGGCCACAAGAGGACGUUGCAAAGGAAGACCAUUACCAAGUCAAAUCCGAAAAAGAGAAAGGUCCACUGAGUCACGAACAGAAAAAUGGGCAUCUCGACGAAAUGCAGGAUCGUGAUCGACAUGAUCAGAAGGUUGACCCUACAAACAGAGAGCCGCCAGUGUUGCACGAAACUGCUCAAAAUGAAGAGCCCAAGCCAGAAGUGUCUAAGACUGAAGAGCCUCUGAAAUCCAGCCCUGAUCAUAAAGAAAGCUCACUCGAGUAUACUGAGGGGCAACAAGAGCACGUUGCAACGGAAGGUGAUUCCCAAGAAAAACAAGUUGAAGAGAAAGGUCCAUUGAUUCAUGGAGAGAAAAAUUGGAAUUUCGACGAAAUGCAGGAUCGUAAUCGGCAUGAUCAGCAGGUUGACUCUACAAACAGAGAACCGUUACUGUUGGAAGAAACUGGUCAAAAUGAAGAGCCAAAGUCUGAAGUGUCUAAGACUGAAGAGCCUCUCAAAUCCAACCCUGAUCAUGAAGAAAGCUCACUCAAGUAUACUGAGGGACUACAAGAGGACUUUUCAACCGAAGUUGAUUCCCAAGAAAAACAAAUUAAACAGAAUGGUCCAUUGAGUCAUGAAGAGAAAAAUGGGAAUUUCGACGAAAUGCAGGAUGGUGAUCGACAUGAUCAGAAGGAUGACACUACAAUCAAAGAGCCACCAGUUUUGGGAGAAACUAAUCAAAAUGAAGAUCCCAAGCUUCAAGUGUCUAAGAUAGAAGAGUCUCUCAAAUCCAGCCCUGACUGUGAAGAAAGCUCACUCGAGUAUACUGAGGGGCAACAAGAGGAAGUUGCAACGGAAGGUGAUUCCCAAGAAAAACAAUUUGAAGGGAAAGGUCCAUUAAGUCAUGAAGAGAAAAAUGGGAAUUUCGACGAAAUGCAGUAUCGGGAUCCACAUGAUCAGCAGGUUGAUCCUACAAACAAAGAACCGUCACCGUUGGAAGAAACUGGUCAAAAUGAAGAGCCGAGGCCUGAAGUGUCUAAGAUUGAAGAGCCUCUCAAAUCCAACCCUGACCAUGAAGAAAGGUCACUCGAGUAUACUGAGGGGCAACAAGAGGACGUUUCAACCGAAGGUGAUUCCCAAGAAAAACAAGUUGAAGAGAAAGGUCCAUUGAUUCAUGAAGAGAAAAAUGGAAGUCUCGACGAGAUGCAGGAUCGUGAUCGACAUGAUCAGCAGGUUGACCCUACAAUUAAAGAGCCGUCAGUGUUCGAAAAAACUGGUAAAGAUGAAGAGCCGAAGCCUGAAGUGUCUAAGAUUGAAGAGCCUCUCAAAUCCAGCCCUGACCGUGAAGAAAGCUUACUCGAGUAUACUGAGGGGCAACAAGAGGAACUUGCAACGGAAGGUGAUUCCCAACAUAAACGAGUGGAAGAGAAAGGUCCAUUGAGUGAUGAAGACAAAAACGGAAAUCUCGACGAAAUGCAGUAUCGUCAUCGACAUGAUCAGCAGGUUGACCCUAAAAUUAAAGAACCGUCAGUGUUAGAAGAAACUGGUCAAAAUGAAGAGCCCAAGCCUGGAGUGUCUAAGAUUAAAGAGCCUCUGAAAUUCAGCCCGGACCACGAGGAAAGUUCACUCAAGUAUACUGAGGGGCAAAAAGAGGAAGUUGCAACGGAAGGUGAUUCCCAAGAAACACAAGUCAAUGAGAGAGGUCCAUUGAGUCAUGGAGAGAUAAAUGGGCAUCUCGACGAAAUGCAGGAUGGUGAUCGACAUGAUCAGAAGGAUGACACUACAAUCAAGGAGCCGGUAGUUUUGGAAGAAACUGAUCAAAAUGAAGAUCCCAAGCCUCAAGUGUCUGAGAUUGAGGAGUUCCUGAAAUCCAGCCCUGACCAGGAAGAAAGUUCAUUCAGGUUUACUGAGGGGCAACAAGAGACAGUUGCAACGGAAGGUGAUUUCCAAGAAAAACAAUUUGAAGGGAAAGGUCCAUUAAGUCAUGAAGAGAAAAAUGGGAAUUUCGACGAAAUGCAGUAUCGGGAUCCACAUGAUCAGCAGGUUGAUCCUACAAACAAAGAACCGUCACCGUUGGAAGAAACUGGUCAAAAUGAAGAGCCGAGGCCUGAAAUGUUUAAGACUGAAAAUCCUCUGAAAUUGAGCCGUGACCACGACGAAAGCUCACUUGAGUGUACUGAAAGGCCCCAAGAGGACGUUGCACCGGAAGGUCAUUACCAAGUCAAACAAGUAAAAGAGAAAGGUCCAUUGACUCAUGAAGAGAAAAAUGGGAAUAUCGACAAAAUGCAGGAUCGUGAUCUACAUGAUCUGAAGGAUAACCCUACAAUCAAAGAGCCGUCAGUGUUGGACGAAACUGGGCAAAGUAAAGAGCCAAAGCCUAAAAUGCCUAUGGUUGAAGAGCCUCUGAAAUCAAGCCCUGACGAGGACGAAAGCUCACUCGAGUAUAGUGAGGGGCAACAAGAGGAAGUUGCAACGAAGAGUGAUUCCCAAGGAAAACAAGUCAAAGAGAAAGAGCCAUUAAGUGAUGAACAGACAAUUGUGCAUCUUGACGAAAUGCAGGAUCGUCAUCGACACGAUCAGAAGGAUGACCUUACGAACAACGAGCUGUCAGUGUUGGACGAAACUGAGCAAAAUAAAGGACCAAAGCCUGAAGUGUCUAUGAUUGAAGAGCCUCUCAAAUACAGCCCUGACCACGAAGAAAGCUCACUGGAGUAUAGUGAGGGGCAACAAGAGGAAGUUGCAGCGGAAGGUGAUUCCCAAGAAAAACAAAUCAAAGAGAAAGGUCCAUUAAGUCACGAACAGACAAAUGGGCAUCUCGACGAGAUGCAGGAUCGUGAUCGUCAUGAUCAGAAGGUUGUCCCCACAAACAAGGAGCCGUUACUGUUGCAAGAAACUGGUCAAAAUGAACAGCCCAAGCGUGAGGUGUCUAAGAUUGAAGAGCCUCUCAAAUCCAGCCCUGAUCAUGAAGAGUAUACUGAGGGGCAACAAGAGGAAGUUGCAACGGAAGGUGAUUCCCAAGAAAAACAAGUUGAAGAGAAAGGUCCAUUGAGUCAUGAAGAGAAAAAUGGGAAUCUCGACGAAAUGCAAUAUCGUGAUCGACAUGAUCAGCCGGUUCAUCCUACAAUUAAAGAGUCGUCAGUGUUCGAAGAAAAUGGUGAAAAUAAAGAGCGGAAGCCUGAAGUGUCUGAGAUUGAAGAGACUCUGAAAUCCAGCCCUAACUACGAUGAAAACUCAUUCGAGCACACUGAGAGGCAAGAAGGAGUGGUUGCAAGCCAAGAUGAUUCUCGAGGCAAGCGAGAGCAAGAGAAGGCUCCAAUGAGUUUUGAAGUGAAAUGUAUCAAUCAGGAAAAAAUACAGGAUUAUGAUCGACAUGAUCAGCACGAUGACCGUAGAAACAAAAACUCAGAGCUGCAAAAAACUGGCGAAACUAAAGAGCUUAAGCGUGAAGGGUCUGACCUCGACGACCCUGUGAUAUCCAACUGUGACAACGAAGAAAUGUCACUUGAACACACUGAGAGGCAACAAGUACAGGAGAAAAAAGAGCUACUACAAAAUGAGGCUGUGGAAGUUGAGAGUUUAGUGGAACAACCAGUCAGUGACCAAACAGAAAGCAUCCAAACAAUAAUUGAAGACGAUGCCGUAGUUACUGUAAAUAAUCAAGAGAUAACUAAUUCUAAUGAGUUAAGGAUAUCCAACGGUAAGCAAACAGACAAGAGAGAGCCAGUCCUUCCCAAGAACAAAAAAGACGUGGUUGCAACGCAAGAUGAUUCUCAACAGGUACAAGGGGAAGCCCCAGUGAGUCAUGAAGAGGAAGUUUUGCAUCUCAGAACGAUACAGGAUUAUGAUGGACAUGCUAUGAACGGCGAUCCUUCAAACGAUGCUCAGUCAAAGUCGGUGCUGCCGGAAACUGGUGAAAGUAAACAGACGACGCUUGAAGAAUAUAAGAUUGAAGAGCGACUGAAAUUAAACCCUGACUACAAAGAAAAUUCCCUCGAAUACCUUGAACGGCAAGGAGAAGCUGCAACGCAAAAUGAUUUUGAAGAAAAAAAAGUGGAAGAGAAAGUUCCACUAACUUAUGAAGAGAGAUCUCUUCAUCCUGGCGAAAUGCAGGAUCAUGAUCGACAUAUCAAGCCUGACAACUCUAAAAACAAAGAUCAGUCAGUGUUGCAAGACACUAGUGAAAAUGANAGCUUAAGCGUGAAGGGUCUGACCUCGACGACCCUGUGAUAUCCAACUGUGACAACGAAGAAAUGUCACUUAAACACACUGAGAGGCAACAAGUACAGGAGAAAAAAGAGCUACUACAAAAUGAGGCUGUGGAAGUUGAGAGUUUAGUGGAACAACCAGUCACUGACCAAACAGAAAGCAUCCAAACAAUAAUUGAAGACGAUGCGGUCGUUAUCGUAAAUAAUCAAGAGAUAACUAAUUCUAAUGAGUUAAGGAUAUCUAACGGUAAGCAAACAGACAAGAAAGAGCCAGUCCUUCCCAAGAACAAAAAAGACGUGGUUGCAACGCAAGAUGACUCUCAACAGGUACAAGGGGAAGCCCCAGUGAGUCAUGAAGAGGAAGUUUUGCAUCUCAGAACAAUACAGGAUUAUGAUGGACAUGCUAUGCACGGCGAUCCUUCAAACAAUGCUCAGUCAAAGUCGGUGCUGCCAGAAACUGGUGAAAGUAAACAGACGACGCUUGAACAAUAUAAGAUUGAAGAGCGACUGAAAAUAAACCCUGACUACAAAGAAAGUUCACUCGAAUACCUUGAACGGCAAGAAGAAGCUGCAACGCAAAAUGAUUUUGAAGAAAAAAAAGUGGAAGAGAAAGUUCCACUAACUUAUGAAGAGAGAUCUCUUCAUCCUGGCGAAAUGCAGGAUCAUGAUCGACAUAUCAAACCUGACAACUCUAAAAACAAAGAUCAGUCAGUGUUGCAAGAAACUAGUGAAAAUGAAAAGCCUAAGCUUCAUGCCUCGAAGAUUGCAGAGCCUCUGAAAUCCUUUUCUAACAACGAAGACAGAACACUCGAAUGCCUUGAGAGGCAACAAAAGGAAGUUGCAACACAAGAUGAUUCUCCAGUAAAACAAGUACAAGAGAAAGCUCUCGUGGGUCAUAAAGAGCAAGUUAUGCAUCCGGACAAAAUGCAGGAUCUCGAUCGACAAUUCCAGCAAAAUGACUUUACCAGCAAAAACCAGUCCGUGCUGCAGGGAAAGGAAGAACGCAAGCGUGAAGGGUUGGAGCGUAAGGAACCUCUUGAAUCAAGCUGUAACUUCGAAGAAAGGUUACUCGAAAAUCUUGAAAGGGAGCAGGUGAAGAACGAAAAAAAGAUGCAAGAAGAUAACGCUGUUAACGGUGGGAGUGUUGUGGAACAAGCAGACAGUGACAAAACAGAAAGCUUGGAAACAAUAAAUGAAGAAGAUGCCUUCGUUAGCCUAAAUAACUUAGUGAAUGCCUCUUCCGAUGAUGAUGACUUUCAAGAGCAGCAAGAACGAGAGAUAUCUUUGGUGGGUCAUGAAGAGAAAGUUCUUGAAGAACUGCUGGAUAAAGAUCUGAUUCAACAACAUCAGUAUGGUGAUCUUACAGACAAAGAUCUUAUUGUGCAGCCGGAAACUAGUGAAAAUCAAGAGCCAAAGCUAAAAGCGACUAAGAUAGAGGAAUUUGAUUCCCAAGACAAACAAGUAAAAGAGAAAGGUCCGUCAAUGCAUGAACAGAAAAUAGUGCAUCUCGACGAAGUGCAGGAUCUUGAUCAACAUGACCAGCAGGAUGACCCUACACAGAAAGAGCCGCCAGUGCUGCAAGAAAUUGGUGAAAAUGAAGAAGCCAGGCUUGAAGAUUCUGAGCUUGAAGAGCUUAAGAUUAAAGAAACCCUAAGGUCUAGCUGCGACUACGAAGAAAAGUCACUCGAAAACCCUGACAGCAACCAAGUGCAGCAGCAAAAAGAGCUACAGAAAGAUGACAUUGUCGGUGAAAAUGUGGUGGAACAGGAAGUCAUUGACAAAACAGAAAGCAUCGAAACGAUGAUUAAAGAUAUUUGUUUUAGCGCAAGCAGCCGGGUGACAGCUGAUUCCGAUGAGUUUGAUAAAACCAGCAGCAAGCAAACAAACACGACAGACCCAAUCCUUUCCAAGUGCAAGGAAAAUGAAGUUCCACUGCAAGGUGAUUGUCAAGACAGACCAGUGCAAAAGGAAGCUCCAGUGCGUCACGAGGCAAAUGUUGAAGUUCAUGAUGGAUUUUAUCUCCAGGAUGACCCCGCAGAUAAUAAUCAGCCAGUGGUGCAAAUGACUAAUAACAAUACAAAGCUCAAGCUCAAAGAGCCUAUUAAACCCAGCUUUGACAACGAAGAAUGGCCGGAACAGAGAGAGGCACCGGUAAACAAGAAAAGGAAGUCAGCGAUAAGUUUGUUGUGGUGCUGGUGUUGUGGAUAGCAGUUUCAUUUUUCACGCAAACAUUCAGGUGUAGAUGUUUCACUUUUCAAUAUGGAAAACCCAUCACAGAUCGAGACCGUAAAAUAUAGAGGGACAUUUAAAGACAUGAAGAAAAACAAGAACAAGCAUCACAUCCACGCAAAUCUGUACAGCAACUGCCUUGCUAAAAUCUAGGACAGGCCUUUUUUUUCUGAUAAUCGUAGUUAAGCUAGAACUGAAUGAAGAUGGACUGAGUAGUAUUUGCGUGAUCUUAACCAGUAAAACCAGUUUCAGAGAAAAGUGCUGAUGGAAACUUAAAGAACCAGACUUUAAUGAAUCUGAGAUUUUCUCGCGACAGAAAUUUUCAAUUGAAAGGUUUUUUUUUUAAAUAUUACCAGCCUUUACAUCAAAAAUAUCAACAAGGGGUACUUUUGGUGUAUCGGACACGUGAAAACUUCUUUCUGUUUUAUGUGACAAUUUCUUCUAUUCAGUUUGAGGUGUAGCGGCAAAGGGGGAGGGUGCUUUAUUUUGUUUUUAUCAGCUCGUGAAGAAAAGAAUUAUUCUAAAACUCGAAGCGCUUUUAAAAGAGAGAGAUGUUUUAUUCAGAUUUGUCUCGCAGGUGAGAAAUUGA